AUCUUACGGUUUGUGUAAAUGCAGAGAUAAAUUUUGUUUAAAUAAAAUGAAAGAGUACACAACGAAACAUUUGAUCGUAACGCGUCUAGCGUUUAAUAUGUCUCAGUAGUUCGUUAAGCAUUAUAAGAACCGCUUUUAUUAAUAUUACAUCCUAUUACUGUUCAUAUUUGAAAUAUUUUUGGUAGAAUUAAACAAAAUAGUUUAAAAUGGAUUCUGUGUUUGACCAGGCGCUCACGGAAAUAGGUCAAGAUGGUAGAUUUCAAAAAAAGUUUGAUAUUAUUUACAACGUAAUUUUCGCGAUAUUAUGGCCAAUGGCUUACAUGAACUUAAUAUUGGCUUUAGUGGUGGUUCCUCAUAUGUGUCAGGUUCCAGGAAAACCCGAUAAUGUUAGUGAAGUUUCUUGGAAAGAAAUUAAUAUUCCGCAGUAUACAAAUGCAGCCGGCGAUGUGAAGUUUGACAGUUGUUUAAUAUACAUCAAUAGAUCUACUAGUAACGAUACUAAAGCGUGUGAUAAAUAUGAAUACGAUAAAACUUGGUAUGAAGAAACAGUUCCAACAAAAAACAAUUGGGUGUGCGACAAAGAAUUAUAUGUUGCGAAUAUUUUUGCUGCGAGCAAGAUCGGAGAACUUGUUGGAUCUAUGGUUUUUGGAUGGUUUGGAGAUACUUUUGGACGGCGUCCUGCGUAUAUCACAUCCCUUGCAUUGCUUGUAAUGGGUCGAACUAUAUCACUGUUGGCGGGAUCGUCUUUCAUCUUCUUUGUGAUCGGAUGUGUGAUAGCCGUGUUCCCAUCAUGGUCUGCUGUCCAGAGCGUCACUGUUAUAUCCAUGGAGCUGUCUUCUGCGGAACGUCGUUCCACUACCGCGACGUUACGAUUCGCCAGUUGGAGUGUUGGCAUGGGACUUAUGGCAUUAUUUUUUUGGUGGUUAAGACAUUGGCAAACAUUUUUCAUUGCCACCACUAUUCUGCAGGUUCCCUUUCUUAUAUUUUCUUGGAAGAUGAUUGAAUCACCUCGAUGGCUAUGGAUUCAGGGACAUUCAAAACAAUGUGUUAAGUAUUUGAAGCAAAUAGCGAAAGAAAAUAAAAAAGAACUAUCAGAAGAAACAGAGAAUUCAAUAUUAACUGUAAAACCUGUACAAAAUAACGAAACUUUGGGAUACAUCGCUCUAUUUUCAGGGUGGACAUUAGCUAAAAAUACUACACUACAAUUAAUGUUCUGGGUUUGCAUAAGUGUGAACUAUACAGUUAUAAUGAUGAGUUCAGGAGACAAAUCCGAUGGGAAUCCUUUUCUCGAGUUCCUUUGGCAAGCAAUAGCCGAAGUACCUGGAUAUUUUAUAGCUGCGUGGCUCUCCGAUCGAAUUGGUCGUCGAAACACUGGCGUAUUGUCUUUUGCUGUUGGUGCUUGCAUGUGGAUCAUCCUGGCGUUGAGGGAAAGCAGUUCAAAUGCAAUAUUUCGGCACCCAUUGAUGGGCAGUGGUAUAGUGAUUAUAACCAGGUUGUCGGCAACGAUGGGUUAUUACAUAAUAAACAUAUUUAACUUCGAACUUUAUCCAACUUGCAUCCGACAAUCUGGAAUGUCUUUAGGGAAUUUGUUUUCCAGUGGAGGUUCUGCUUUAGCUCCUUACAUAUUCUAUUUGGGUCAUCGUGUUAAUUCGCAGCUGUCGUCUGUAAUAUUAACAGGUGUUUCAGUUAUCGGAGUUAUCAGCACCUUGUUAUUGCCUGAAACAUUAAAUAAAAAAUUGCCCGAAACAAUUGAAGAUGCUCAAGUAUUUGGAAAAAAUACUCAAACGUACACACCAGUACUAUUAAAAACUAGCGACGACGACCCGGUAGUUUCCUUGGAAAAAAAUUAAAUAAAAAAGACUUUAUCGUAUUUGAUAUUUUAUUAUUUUUAAUAAUCUAAGUUUUGACUGAGGAAAAGGUUCGGUUUAAAAAAUCUAUAGAGAUAAAUAGGAUUAAUUUAUGAACUGUAUAAAUUAUUGUAGAUCGACUAUGAAAAACAUAGUAAAAAAAUUAAAAUUUCUAGGGAACAAACCCUUAACAGAGUUUCUGUCUUAUACUUACACUGGCAC
Messenger RNA from Papilio polytes (common Mormon), 2069 nucleotides. Its product is annotated as organic cation transporter protein. Gene Ontology annotation, biological process: transmembrane transport. Gene Ontology annotation, molecular function: transmembrane transporter activity. The record is from RefSeq and is a predicted model, not a curated record. The transcript is spliced from 8 exons. Gene Ontology annotation, cellular component: membrane. Bases 207 to 1850 code for a protein of 547 amino acids. Lineage: Eukaryota; Metazoa; Arthropoda; Insecta; Lepidoptera; Papilionidae.